This is a messenger RNA of Pelobates cultripes (western spadefoot toad), 246 nucleotides long. Lineage: Eukaryota; Metazoa; Chordata; Amphibia; Anura; Pelobatidae. The record is from the annotation of a GenBank genome assembly.
AAACACAGCCCGGAAACCACACCUCGACGGGCGUACCGGCAGCCUCGUCAGCAAGGCCCCAGGGCCCCGCAGCCCCACCCACGCAGACCACUGCGCCGAGCCACCAACUCAAACCCAGCCCUCGAAGGAAACGACAACCGAGUAAAUAAGGAAUCGGGGGAUAUCAACCCCGCUCCUCCAUGGGCACCACAUCCCAACGGGGGGACCCGCAGAGCGGACUCCAGGGGCACCGUAAACGAGCGGGAA